CUAAAUAUACAUUUUCUUGAAAUAUUGUCAAUAACUGAGAUCAAAGAAAAUGUAAUUUUAUAAUUCCGUAUAUACAUACCGUAUAAUUACAAAUGAGAAAACUUUCUAAGCAGAACAGAUUACGCGAUUACGUCAAAAUGAAAUUAAAUGUAUCCUAAUUAAUCGAAAAGUAAGUUAAUCUUGACAAUCAUUGGAGCUAUUUUAUAUUAACAUGAUUUUUUUAAUUGCUUAAAUAAUAAUAAUUAUUAAUUAUUAUAUGCAUGGACAGAUGAUUUAAAAUAUGCUAAGAUGGGGAAUGUUUCACGAUCUGUUAUAAAUUCACGAUCAAAUGAACGUGUUAUCGUUCUGGAAAAGAAGAGUGGGACGGAAAAAUAUAUAAACUGGCGUCAAUAUCACAUUAUCGUACUUUUAUCGUGCUUUUAUGUAUAUAUAUAUAUAUAUAUAUAUAUAUAUAUGUACAUAUAUACAUCGUUACAAUACGGGUUUCGCUCUUAUAAAUGUAAUAUUGCGUUUCGUAUCGCUUGAAAUUAUAAGUUUCGCCGUUUUGUGAACAUUAUUUAAUAUCAUUGUACUACCAUAAUGUUUUUUACGGGAAAGGUUAUUUUGAUAACAGGGGCCAGUUCAGGAAUUGGAGCUGAAACAGCUAUUCACUUUGCUCAACUUGGUGCAUCGUUGUCGAUAACAGGACGUAAUAAACAUAAUUUAGAAAAAAUAGCCGAACAAUGUGGACAACUUAAACCGUUUAUUAUAACGGGAGAUCUAGCCAAUGAGAAUGAUGUGAAAAAUAUUAUCGACUCGACAAUCAAGCAUUAUGGCAAAUUAGAUGUUUUAGUUAAUAAUGCUGGAAUUGUAGAAUUCGGUAAUAUAGAAACUACAAGCUUGAAACAAUACGACAAUAUUAUGAACGUAAACGUUCGCUCGGUAUUCCAAUUGACAGCUCUGGCAAUACCACAUUUAGUCAAAACGAAAGGCAACAUUGUAAAUGUUUCAAGUAUAGGUGGAUUACGACCACUAAGGAAUAAUCUGCCAUAUUGCAUGAGUAAGGCAGCUCUGGAUCAAUUUACACGUUGCGUUGCUUUAGAAUUGGCAUCACGACAGGUACGUGUGAAUGCUGUAAAUCCUGGCGCUGUACCAACAAAUAUCCUUCGGAACUCUGGAAUGACCCAAGAACAGCUUAAAAACCAUUUCGAGCAAUGGAAAGGGAUGCAUGCUUUAGAAAGAAACGGCGACUCUUCGGAAAUCGCAAAAACCAUUGCAUUUCUAGCAAGUGACGGUGCUAGUUUUAUAACAGGGGUGACAUUGCUUGUAGAUGGAGGUUGGCAUGUUGUGCCUCCCGAAGGUGUUGCGAUGCACUAAAGUGAUAUAGCUAUAACAUAGGGCGCAAAAUUUGGAAGAGCGCAAAAUUUAAAUAGACACUAAUAAUUUUUAGAAUUUUUAAAGCGUCCAUAUACUAAACAUACGUUUUCUCGAAAUAUUGUCAAUAAUUGAGAUCAGAAAAUUUUAUGUUGUAGUAUUUACAAAAUAUAUUAUUACA
Acromyrmex echinatior (Panamanian leafcutter ant) is the source of this 1534-nucleotide messenger RNA. RefSeq lists its product as uncharacterized. Gene Ontology annotation, molecular function: oxidoreductase activity. The record is from RefSeq and is a predicted model, not a curated record. NCBI's taxonomy places the organism in Eukaryota, Metazoa, Arthropoda, Insecta, Hymenoptera, Formicidae.